Molecule: messenger RNA, 3165 nt
Organism: Lineus longissimus
Lineage: Eukaryota; Metazoa; Nemertea; Pilidiophora; Heteronemertea; Lineidae
Product: carnitine O-acetyltransferase-like
Exons: 12
Coding region: 99-2030 (643 amino acids)
Biological process (GO): carnitine metabolic process, CoA-linked
Cellular component (GO): peroxisome
Molecular function (GO): carnitine O-acetyltransferase activity
Source: RefSeq, a predicted model, not a curated record
ACGAAAAAUAACUUCGGUUUGUGGAUUUGAGAUUUUGCAGAGUGAUCGUGAUAUUUUGCCGAUAUUUGUCGGACGAAUGUCAUUGAUGCAGCAGCAGUAUGCAUUUCCUACAGCUCGGAUUGAAGGGUCUUUUGAAAGAUGUCAAGUUUUCCAAAGGUUUAUUAUCUGUGGUAGGCAAUUAUAGUGCCAUUUGCCACAGACAAUCCAGCAUCCGGUGUUACAGCUUGAAGGCCAAACAAGAUCUUCCAUCACUCCCUGUUGCACCACUCCAGCAAUCUCUUGAGAAAUACCUCAGUGUCUUGAAACCGAUCAUCUCUGAUGAGGACUUUGCCAAGACAUCUCAAAUUGUUAAAGAAUUUGGCAAGACAAAUGGUGAGGGAGAAGCACUGCAUAGGAUUCUUUGCGAAAGGGCUAAAUCAGAAGCAAAUUGGGUUGAUGAAUGGUGGUCACGAUAUGGCUAUCAGAGGUGGCGUGACAGCUUGGUUGUCCAUAUCAACCCUGGGCUGUUCUACUCAAAACAGGAGUUCAACGGGAGGAAUGGCCAGAUCAGAUUUGCAGCCAAACUCCUACUAGGGAUUCUUGAUUACAAGAAAAUGGUGGACAGUGGUACCAUUCCUGUUCAAAAAUACGGCAAGGAUCCUCUUUGUAUGAAACAGCCCUACAUUGUGAUGAAUUCAUGCCGCAUCCCCGGUGAAGAAGAGGAUGGCAGUUAUGUCCAUGACCCGGAAAAACCCGAGGGGCGGGCAGGUUAUGUCGUUGCAAUGCACAACAACCAGUUCUUUUGCAUUGACUUAUACGAUGAGAGUGGCAAACAACUAAACCUGACCCAGUUACAAGAGAAGAUUGGCCAGGCAAUCGACAUGUCUCCGUCGCCAGGACCGCCAGUUGGUGUCUUGACAGCCAUGGACAGGACGUCAUGGGCAAAAGUUUACAAGAAAUUGAUAAAAGACUCCACGAACAGUGCCAUAUUAGAGCGUAUUCAGAAGAGCUUGCUUGUCGUUUGCCUUGACCAGCCUUCGUUCCACAAUUUCCCUGAUGACAAAACUGGAGCUGCAGCCAACUCGAUGCAUGGAUCUGGAAGCCAGCUCAACUCUGGCAAUAGAUGGUUUGAUAAGACUAUGCAGGCUAUUGUGACUACCGAUGGAGGACUUGGAGCGAAUUUGGAACACCUUUUGGCUGAGGCUGUUGCUCAGAGUGAUGUUUUUGACCAUGCACUCGACCACAUGGCCAAGAGAGUCACGACAAAAUCUUUACCAGUUGCAAAGACCGGCCCGCCUCAGAAGCUAGAGUUCAACCUGACAAAUGACCUCCUUGAUGAUAUUGAAGUUGCGAGGAAACAGCUUGAUAGUCUUGUGGAUAACAUUGAGUUGGCACCAAGACUUUUCACAUGGUAUGGGAAGAAUUUCAUCAAGCACUACCGAAUGAGUCCAGAUGCUUAUCUGCAAGUGUGCUUACAGUGGGCUUACUACAGAUUACACGGCCAUCCUGUUUCCACUUACGAGACUGGCUCCACGAAAAAGUUCAGAUAUGGUAGGACAGAAACAGUACGUUCCUGCACGACCGAGGCUUUAGAAUUCAGCAAAGGCAUGGAGAGUAAGACAUGUAAAAAACAGGAGAAGAUAGACCUGCUGACGAAAGCAGUGGAGAAGCAUUCUUCUCUCAGUAAAGAGGCAAUGGCUGGCGAGGGUAUUGACCGACUUCUCUUUGGAAUGAAGAUUGCCGCCAUUGAAAGUGGACGGGAAGUGCCCGAGGUGUACAAUGAUCCAUCGUAUAAGGAGGCCAUGAGGUUUCGAAUUAGCACCAGCCAGGUUCCAAGUAAACAUGGAGGGAAUGUGUACUUUGGUCCUUCAGAACAAGAUGGCUAUGGCAUGUGUUACAACAUCAUGAGUGACCAGGUCAUCUUCACUGUUAGUGCCUUUAAAGACAAUGACAUUACAAGUGCUAAAAAGUUCGCGGAUGUUAUUGAGACAAGCUUAAGGGAUGUCCAGUUGCUUCUAUUCGGAAGAAAAUCGGAGUAUCACCAGGGAUAGAGUUGAAGGAAUGUGCUUGCAAUGAAGUUACCUAGUAGCUAACAUGCUAAUGCGAACCUGGUAGGAACUAUAGGCUUGAAGUAAAUGACCACGUCCUUUUGGGUGUGGUCAAGAUUUAGUCAUUUACUUCUAAAAAGCCGAUACAUGUAUGUACAUGUAUUUGACAACUUAAUUACUUGAGAUUAACCUUUGUUAACCCAUCUGAGGCAGUAGGCUGAAAUCCGUUGUUGUGCUAUUGGCAAAGAUAAUACAUAUAUCAAGCUUUAAAACAAUAUUAAAGGGGGACUAUAGGCAGGAGCUUGAUGGUCAAAUCAAUGACCAUCAUUUGACCAAUAUGUACAGUUAGGGGACUGCUGCGUUUCGUUCAGUUGUAAGUACAGUGGAACCUCCCUUACCGGACACCUCUCUAUUAAGGACAACCUCUCUAUUAAGGACACUAGUUUUGAUCCCAAAUUGGUUGUUUCCAUUCAGUUUGACCUCUCCAAUCAGGACACCUCUCUAUUAAGGACAGCACUUCCCAGUCCCAAGGGUGUCCUUAAUAGAGAGGCUCUAAUGUAUAUGAAAAGUCAAUUUUGGACUACCAGGCACGUGCCUGUAGUCUCCCUUUUAAUGGAGACAAGAGCCUAGGCAGGAGCAAGGUGGGUCAGAUUUAUGUUCUCGAAGUGACUAUUUAGUGUCUUACAGUACCGCUUCAUCCUUUUAUGCUCCUUUUAUCACCAAGUCCUUUACUCAGAUGCCUUGAUUUGGCACUGCCGUGCUUGGGUUGAGCUCUACUCUGAAAUAGACUCUGGCCCCUCAGUUUUAAAUUCUAUCCAUUUUGAAGUCGGACUGAUUCCUGAUCUGUUGCACUGAAAGCUGUUAAAAUAUAUAGGUUUCGGUACAAAAUUAUAGCCAGUGAUGUGACCAAGACAAUGUCAACAGUGGACCAGAUUCUCGACUCAAGACUUGGUCCGGUUCAGCUGUACUUUGCAUAUUUUCACCCGGUGAGCCGAGACAACCAAAGGCCUAUAGGACCCGCUAUGCCUAGCUCGUGCUUAGUCGCCUUUUGAUGUUGUUAGUCAUAAUCAUGAUGUUGUUACCUCAUUUAGCAGCUCGCCUGUGAUAUAGACUGCUUAAUAAAAGUUAGGUUUGUUAA